AUGCUUGACAUUUGGCCCAAGGGGUUCGGCUUGUUCCAGCGGAUGCUGCGCAGAUGCACCAAGAUGCCGUGGGACGAUGGUCAAGGAUUUCCCCGUGCCGUCUUCAUCUACCUGGCUGCAGCACUGCCUGUUGCACUUGAGGGCCGCAGCGGCUUUUCUUUGUCUGGGCUGCCCUGGGGUCACUGGGAGGGUCAAUGGAGGUCCAAGCAUCUCUGUUGGGGCGGCUCAUCCCCACCUACUGAUGAGCUUGGGAAGGUGUUCCAGUUUCCCGCUGAGGAUGUCACCUGCGAGUUCCGCAACGUGUGCUACAACCCGGGAACAGAGCAUUUUGUGUAUUCCAAAGACUCAAACGAGCUACGUCGACCCCUUCCCCCGGUCAGCAUCUGGAGUGGUCCACCUGAGCCUAUCUUCGGCGGCUACGAUGCGCCGCGCAAGAUCCUGCCUGUGCACGUGCAGGAGCCGUUGGCCCCGCAAAGCGUGCUGAGUGUGCCGACAUACGUGAUCUUGCGUGGUGCCAGCUCAAAUCUAGCCCAUAUGAUCCACGAUAUGAUGCUGCCACUGGUCAUCCUCCUGUCCCAAGCUGAGGGCAGCCGCGGGGGCAGUCAGAGCGGCCGCCGCGUGAUCUUCUUUUUGGAUGAUUGCAACCCAUUGAGCAUUUACAACAGCCCGCCGGCCAUGCCCAAGCUGAGGAGUAACACAAAAAGACAAAGCUGUGAGCGGUUCAGCGACAUGCUUGUUCCCAUCAUCUCCGAUUGGCCAUGGCUCGACGUGGAGCGCCUGCUUUCGGCAGAGGGCAAGAAGGAGAUCUGUUUCUCGCGACUCAUUGCAGGCUCCGGUCGCUACGGUCUCUUCUCGGGCUACAGCGAAGAUAGGCUGAGUGGUCUCUACCUGAACACAAUUGCCAGCGGCCUGUUGGGCACCCACAUGCGGCUGCUGCGUGACUGGGCCUACGAGCGGAUUCUGGAGCACCCUGGCCAAUCGCCCCGUAGCACGCCUGGCACGCUAGCACUCGUACCCAAACCUGUAGGAGAGCGCCGAGAUCUCGCGAACAUGGAAGAGGUUGCCACGUGGUUGGCUGACUGGGCCCAGGCCCAUCACCUGCAGUACGUGGAGCUGCGUCUUUGGGCCAUGAGUCUUCAGCAACAGUUGACGGCACUGCACCAGGUACGCAUCUUGGUCACUCAUGCAGGGUCUACGCACGCAGCGAGCAGCACCUUCUUGCCUGACUGGGCCAGCGUCAUUGUCAUACCGCAGUGCGGUGGCUGCAAACCGACUGAGGACAUCCGCGAGGAUUGUAGUGGAGACAGCCUGUAUAUGAGGCCUUGCUCAGCCGAUGAGAUGACCUUUGAUUUCGUUUGGCCACGCCCCUUGCUAAGGAUCUUCUGGUAUCCGGCCACACUGCAAGACACCGAAGAGCGAGUCGGACACCUGGACGUCAGGAUCAACCAGGGCCUGUUGGUCGCAGUCUUGGAGGAGGCCAGCCAACACAUGGACUUCCAGCGCAUGCCAGAGCCGCCCGAGAUGUCAGAACUGCCUGAGCUGCGCAUCUUUUCCUAUUCGUGGCCUGAGAUGCUGCAUUUGCCACUGCUGCUCCGCUGCUCCGCCGAACACAGGCAGAGCAUGCCGAGCCUCCGCCGGACCUGUGCAACGAAGAUCAGUGAGACUUACUGCGGACUUCUUCAUCGACGCCCUGCCUACACGGAGACUACGACGGAAGAUCUCCUACCUUCUCUUGGCAGCUGCAGCUGCAUGAAUGCAGCUCUUGAGGCUGGGGCGGCUGGGAGUGGGGCGAGUGUGUCUUGGAACUGGCAGCAGCUGUCCAACGUGGCUUUCCUAAAGCUACAGCUUGCAAGGCACGAGCUCCUCUUUUGGUCAGGCCUAACCAUGGAUGCCAUGACAAACAUCCUGUUUGGCAUGCCCCACUCUGUUAUGGGCUUCUUCGGCCACCCUUCCUUGCUUGAGCUUCUGCGGCGACGGGCGUUUUACGAGGACAGUGAAGGUUUGGAGUGUUCUGACCGAGAUGACUGCAGGGCGAAACGUGUCUUAACGCUUAUUGAGUGGUUGAUGGUAGCACGAAAUGUGUUCUGUCAACACGGAGGCCUCUCAACUUGGGAGCUAGCGUCAAACGAGCAAAGCAUCGACCUGAUAGAUUUCCGCCGUCACACCCUGCUUGUGGAAACCAUAUUUGUGGAGCUUCUUAGCGAUGCACAAGACUCCACAUGGGGACCAAGCGUCAAGCUGCUGCUGAAGGUUCUGCAGGAGGAGCUGGCAGUGGAUUUUGGCUUGAACUUUCGGGUGACAAGCCCAUGGUGCAGCACCAACAUCAGCGCAGAAAGUGCCAGCGGGGAGCCGGCGAGGCUUUUCACAGACCUCGACUUCUCGUGGUUCUCCAAGCUGUGCGCCUUACCUUUGGAGCCGCAGCAAACUUCCGAAGCAACCGAAGAUGUAGAAACCCUUGAGCCGCACAUAGCUGAAGAGCCUUCGACCUGCCAUGCCAGUGGCGUGCCACGAAAGAGGGGUGAUCUUCUGUUCCAUGUGUUGGGCCAUGCCGUGGUGAGCCCACAGCAUCGGCUCACCGACAGUGCAACGGAAGUCGAGGUACUGCUCUUUGUUUACAGUCUGGAUGGCUGCAUUCCAGUCGUGAGAGAGAAGGUCGGCCAUGUACUCUCCCAGCCAGCGGUGCCGCUUUUCCCUUGGCGUUGCGGUUUCGAAGGCUGGAGUGGCCAGGCUGUUCCAGUCUCCAUGAUGGGCUUCACUCUGACGAUCGUGUGCCCGGUCCCUGUGUGGCUUCGCCAGCCUUCGCUCCUGCACCUCUUUGCAGAACCUCAGGAAAUUCAGCUACCAAUUUCCAUGUGCAAAAAGCAGAGCGAGCCAAGGGAGCGCCUCCGAUUGGCAAUCUGCCUGCGCAUCCAUUAUGACAUCAGCGGGCUGGUAAAGGAGUCUGGCUUAACAUACCUGGUCCGAGAUUGGAUGAACUUUCAUCUACUCUCAGGUGUGGAUAAAUUUGUGAUCUACGAUGAGGAUGGAUCCUUUGGUGAAGUGGAGGCUGACUUGUCCAAGCACCCUCGAGUGAGCUACUUCCCGCGUUGGCCAGAGACGUCUCUGCCACUUCUUUCAAGCCGCUUGCAGCUAGGGAAGCAAGAAGUCGGCAAAGACAGCCUGGCCGCACAGGCCAACUCCCACUGUGUUAUGAUGUUGAAGGGACAAGUGGACUGGAUCGCUAUGCUUCCCGGCUUCGACACCUUUCUCUGGACUUCGCAGAGCUCAAGGCAGACCGGUGCCUUGAAGGCGGUGCUUGCAACAGUGGAGCCUCACCGCGCAAAGCUGGCCGCCCUUCAGCUCAUGGAGGUGCAGUACACUCAGGGCAACUAUCCCAAGGGUUCCACACUCUUGUCUCAAAGGAUGCGAGGACUCCCCAUCACCAACCGAUCGCACACGCUCCUGCUGAACCCAGAGAAUGUGCUGGAAGUUGGGAUGGGCCACUUCGCUCUGCCACGCCAGGAUGCACACCUUGUUGCAGUCGAAGCGAGUCGGCUGCGAGUGAACCAUUACAUUGACUUUGUCGAGUCCAGUGGCUCCCGCUGUGUGAACUGCACCAUUCUGGACGACGUGCUUAGCCCGGAAUUGGAGUCAGAGGUGGAGAUGAUGCGGCGGACGACCUGA
This is a messenger RNA of Symbiodinium sp. CCMP2456, 3663 nucleotides long. Lineage: Eukaryota; Dinophyceae; Suessiales; Symbiodiniaceae. The record is from the annotation of a GenBank genome assembly.